AUGUAUAUAUAUACCAACAGAGAUGUACAGCAUGCCCUGGAAAAGGAUCUUUCUGACAAAAACUCAGCCUAUUUUAUUGAUGAGAAGUGCUUUAACCUGAGGAACACAUUGGACAGCAUCAACUUUUACCAUGGAGUUGAAAAAGCAGCAGAGACUGUUUCAGUUCCUGCAACAAGUUCCUGGGCUAAAUUCAGUGGAGACAAUAUCAGAUGCUCUCAACAUGCAGGGGCCAACUCUGUCCUGCCCUGAAAGGAUGCAGAGGUUGGACUGGAGUGCACAUCUGAGGAGAUGUGGAAUCAUUUAUUCAGCGUUAACUUAGCCUUUAAUAAUCAUGUUGCUGAAGUAUCUGAUGCAUAGAACAAACUCCAAGCACAACUGGCCAAGAUGCUUCAGGAAAUCUUCCAGACAGAAGCUACAAUCAUGUUAUUGGAGAGAUUAAAGACAAAGGAGAACCCACUGGAAGUGACUCAGACCUGCCUGCAGGGAAGAAUGAAACGACCCAAUAAUGGACUUUGCUGUGAUGCAUCUCAGUUUCAACUGGCCACUGAAGUUUACACUACAGAUAACAUCAUACAGGCCUUCAAGUGAUGCCUGCCAGAAGCACAUGACACGCAGAUAUUGAUCCUCCACAAAUCAAUGCCAGAAGACAACAUUUCUGUGAAGGCAAACUCCCUCUUCAUUGACAAGAAGUGUACAGGAACAUGA
This is a messenger RNA of Neopelma chrysocephalum (saffron-crested tyrant-manakin), 705 nucleotides long. It is a transcript of the gene TEKT5, whose product is annotated as tektin 5. NCBI's taxonomy places the organism in Eukaryota, Metazoa, Chordata, Aves, Passeriformes, Pipridae. Gene Ontology annotation, biological process: cilium assembly; cilium movement involved in cell motility. Gene Ontology annotation, cellular component: nucleus; sperm flagellum; microtubule cytoskeleton. The record is from RefSeq and is a predicted model, not a curated record.